Hydra vulgaris (swiftwater hydra) is the source of this 1931-nucleotide messenger RNA. The record is from RefSeq and is a predicted model, not a curated record. Lineage: Eukaryota; Metazoa; Cnidaria; Hydrozoa; Anthoathecata; Hydridae.
AUUCUGUUGCUAAAAUGGGUCGAUCAAAUAAAAACAAAAGUAAAUUAACAGUUUGUAAAAAAAUAGAUAAUAAAGAUAAGGUAGAUAAUAAAAAGCUGCAGAAGGCACUUGCUUCUGACCUUGAAAAUGGUAUUAAAGAAGAGGAAAGAAUGCAAGAGCUGUUAGAUUUGGUUAAAAAUGACAACUAUGAUGAAGAUAUCAUUUGCACUCUGGCAACAAUUUCUGGUUUUGUUUUGGAAAGCAAAGGAGUAGAUUUAUUUUCUAAGUUAAAUGGUGUGAAACAAAUUUCCUCAUGCAUACUGCAUUCAAAUGUUGAAAUUAGAGAAAAAACAUUAGGAGUAAUGAGUAAUUUUAUUUUGACAGGUGGUGACAGAGUGGUAGAGAAUAUUCACAGCAGUAGUUUUAUUACAAAUCUCACACAACUUCUUUUACAGUCAAGUAAACUUAUGGAUUUCAGCUGUGAAGUAGUUUCAAAAGAAAAUUAUCAAAAAGAAAUAUUGGUGUUAAAACAAGUUUUGCAAUUAUUUAUGUGUUUAUGUGAAGCUUCAACUGUUUUGGUGGAUUCCAUGGAUAUCCAAAUAUUAUUUCCAGUUCUUUUAACUAUUAUUAUCAACAAAUCGUUGGAGUAUGAUUUAAGAUGCAUUGCAGCAAAUUGUUUAUAUACAUUAUCUGAAGAAAAUAAAAAUUUAACUAAUCUUGUUGUCAAUUAUCAAGAUCUGUUAAGGGGACUACUUGAUAUUGUUACAAAUAAUACAUCACUUACCAUGUUACUCUCUAUUCUUUGUUCUGGUAUAUUAAUUAACAUUAGUCCAGCUCUUCCAUCUCACCAUGCUUCUGAAGUUAAAGAAAAUUCAAUAAAGCUUGCAUCUUGUUGUCUUGAUUUAAAUUUAAUAAGUACUAUUCUUAAAGAUGAAAAAAAGUGCUUUGAAGUGGUUAACUCAAGUUAUCUACGCAUACAAGAUGUUGCCCUGGAAAUUUUAACUAACAUGCUGUGCACAGAAGAAGAUGAUCAAAGUAGUUGGGAAGACAUGGAUGAAGAAAUUGAUCAGUUUUUAUCUGCUGAAGAAGAGAGUGCAGAUAAUAACAAUAUGAGGUUACUCGAGGUCAUGGUUAACAAUGAAAUCCCUGUUAAGGUUGUAGGGAUGUGUCAAGCAUAUAAUGAACUUGCUGGCCUGUCAAAUGAGAAAUUUUUACAAGUAUUAAACAAUACUAGAAGUAGGUGUUGGCAAUAUCUAAGCAACUAUGUGGUUAUUGCACCUUUAGAUGUUUUAGGUGGAAUUGACCAUGUAAAAAUGCUUUGGCUACUUUUAAAAAAUACGCUUUUAAAUGAUCAAGGAAUUCAAAGGAAUUGUGAAAUCAUGGAUGCAGCAUGUAGUGCAAUGAGAUCGAUUGCAUUAAAACUCAUUCAGUGUGACUCUUCAAAGGUUUGUUGUGAAGAAGUUUUUACAAUGAUUGCACAUAUGUUAAAGUUCGAGAUAAGUGUAUCAGGAAAGAUGAAUCUUGUGAAUGUUCUGGGAAUUAUUGGAAAAGAAUUAUGCAAUAGUGAUACAACAUUCGACAUAUUGAUGAAAAUAGGAGAGACAUUGAAAGACUUACUGUGUGAUACUAACUCAACAUUGCUUCUGAAAGCUGAAGUAGUUGAUGCAUCAGUCGACACCUUUGCUGAUGGUCCUCUCGUUGAUAUCAUCCUUCAAAAUUCUAAACUGUUAGAAAAUCUAAAAAUUUUUUCUAAUGGAUUCAAAUCACAAUUUGUUCUUUUUUAGAUUAAAUGCCAUCGAGCAACUUUGGGUGAUAAUAUAGGUAUUGUUAAUAUGGCUCGGAUAAAUUUGAUUCGUUUCUUAUCAUACAAAGAAAGCAAUAGAUAGCUUUUUACUGACAUCAGUUUAUGUAUGUUGUAUCAUCAGCUACCUUAAUAUUUGCAACUAUGAUAA